This is a messenger RNA of Procambarus clarkii (red swamp crayfish), 2190 nucleotides long. RefSeq lists its product as uncharacterized. Gene Ontology annotation, cellular component: cytoplasm. Lineage: Eukaryota; Metazoa; Arthropoda; Malacostraca; Decapoda; Cambaridae. The record is from RefSeq and is a predicted model, not a curated record.
UGCUGCGAUCAGCUGUCGGUGUUUACAAGCGGCGGCGCCCAUGUGGAGCAGACCCCGACCUCCCGGGGAAGAUGACGAGGUGGAAGAGAAAAGACACACUACAAUAACCUUACAGGAUGGUGGGCGUGCGGGCGCCAGAGCGCCUGGAGAGCGGUGCGAUGUGCGCGUGGCUGCGGUCGCUGGAUGCGGCAGUGAGUCGCGGAGAGGGAGUGCACGCACCCCUGGCCGCCCCGCCAGCCCUCCUGGCGGCGGCGCUGCACCAGGGCGUCGCCGGGCUCCAGGAGGCCGUGUUGGCGCGGCUGGCGGUGGCUGCGGUCACCGCCGGAGUCAGCCGCUUGGAGGUCCACCUCGAGCACCCGACACUCAUAGAGGCGGUGCUGGAGGCCCUCAGGGCUCACCCUGCUAAUAUUACCAUCCUCAUGCUGACCCUAGGGCCGCGUACUGCCCUAGGAGGAUUACUGAGCGAGUCGCUGAGGGGUAUGAGUGCCCUCACCUGCCUCACACUCACGCCCUCGGCCACAGACGCUCACCUGGCAGCCCUGGCUGUUGCUACCCCUCCGCUGCACACACUUGACGUGUCCUACUGCACUGGCGUGAGCGACAAGGGCAUGAGGUCUCUCCUGGGUAGUCCUGAAGGCACCCUCACCAUGCGGGAGUUGAUGGAGGGCAUGACGUGUGAGGGAGGAGGGCAGGCGCCAGCCUCCACACUUGAGACAGUCAACCUGUGGGGCACGGCAGUGACCACACGAGGGUGUGUGCUGCUCCUCUCAGCGUGCCCGGCCCUCACCGCCCUCACCUGUCGCUGGUCAGGUGAGGCGCUGGACCUGGUGGUGAGGGGAGGGCGUACCGCGCCCCUGGCACUCUCCCAGCUGCUGCUGGCCGAGGUGCCACUUCCACCGCUGGCCCCAGUUGCCUCCCUGUGCCCACACCUGGCCUCCCUGGUGGCCCGCCGCCCCCCGGACACCCUCAGCGUGGGCCAGGUGCUGGAGGCAGCGCCCUCGCUAACAGCCCUCACGCUCCUGCAGUUCGUGCCGGCGCGUGAGGCAUGGCUGCCAGGUGAUCCUGUGCCGCGCCUCACCUACCUCCACCUGUCGCUGCUCGACCCCCGCCCUGUCCACCUGCCCAACCUCGCCCACACCUGCCCCGCCCUCACCCACCUCUAUUUAGAAGGUGUGACCCCGACGCUGCCCCAGCCAGACCUGCCGGCACCCUCCUCCACCCUAGAGACUCUGCGCAUCAUGACGCCGCCCACCAUGAACCAGGCGCUAGACCCCGAGGUGGUGGUGUGGGCGGUGGUGUGGGCGGCCACGGCCACCAGUAUAGACCUGGGCUACUGUGAGCGUCUCACCGACCACCACCUUCACCAGGUCCUGCAGCGUGGCGCCCUCUCACAGGUCGAAGAUUUGCGGUUGUCUGGGGCGUCACAGGUGACGGAGGAGGGCGUGGACACCCUGGUGGCCUCGUGCCCUCGCCUGCGUCGCCUCGCCCUCAAGAUGCUGCCCAAGGACCGCCUCGCCCAGCUCGAGUCUCUCAAGGUGAAGAUCCGCCAAAAGAACCUCGAUCUUGAGCUGAUCACCUACGGCUGGAAGUUCUAAAGAGUCUAAGAAGGAGACUUUCUCGAAGGAGGAGGAGGGGGGGGGGGUCUCAAUUGGACUUUCAGUGCCAUAUCGUACAAUUUUUUGUAAGUUUCAAAAGUAGCUUAAGUGAUUGUUUAGUGAAGCGGUAAAUAUGAAACUUUUUAAUGUUGAUAUAUAUUUGGAUAUAUGCACAUGUUUAUUGAUUGGGUAUAAUGUGUGCUUGGCUUAUAAUUGGUUUGAUAUUUAUACCACCGUGGGAGGCUGUAUAUGUGACCCUUGAAGGUGUUCUGGGGUACUGGCUGCCAUGGGCCGGGAGCCCACACUGGCGGUGCACAAAGGCUGCCACAGUGUUUGAAUUAUUCACAUUUUGACAAAAUAUCUAAAGUUUGCUUACUGUAGUAGCGAAUGCCCAUGAUUGUAAACUUUCCACCGCCGCCCCUGGGAUGGGUGAGGGUGUAUGGCGAGUAACUAUAUGUAAGAAUCCACUAGGAAAAUGCAACCCGUUCUCACACCAGGCUGUUUAAAGCAGUGGCCGGCCUCCCCUGACGCAUUCAUCAAUUUUAACAUACUGUAUUAAAAAUUUGUUAGUUCUCAUAUAUAAAUUAAUAUUCUU